Messenger RNA from Xiphias gladius (swordfish), 2555 nucleotides. It is a transcript of the gene cd226, whose product is annotated as CD226 molecule. The transcript has 6 exons. Gene Ontology annotation, cellular component: external side of plasma membrane. The record is from RefSeq and is a predicted model, not a curated record. The coding region runs from base 155 to 1282 and encodes 375 amino acids. Gene Ontology annotation, biological process: positive regulation of type II interferon production; positive regulation of mast cell activation; cytokine production. NCBI's taxonomy places the organism in Eukaryota, Metazoa, Chordata, Actinopteri, Istiophoriformes, Xiphiidae.
UGGAUCCCACCAUGCAGCAUUAUGCCAUAAGCUUGCCUCCCAUUCCCAGCCCCAGUAAUAAAGUGCUCCUCUGUGGAAUGAGCUAACAGUGGGCUACCAUGAAGUGUGCCCUGGUAGCUCGAGUGUUUCUCUGUAGCCAGAGAACUAGCAGGAAAUGCAGCUUGGGUGCCUCUCCACUUGUCUCAUCAAUGCAGCUUUCAUUCUCACUCAGUGGGGCAAGAUGGAAGCUGUACAAAAGGACCACUGGUACUUUGUGGUACUCAUCUUUCUCCCUUUUCUUAAAGUUGCUGUCCAGCAGAAAGUGGCUGUUACAGUUCGACUGGAGGAAGGAAUGGUUCUCGACUGUUUGUGCCCCUGGAAUGGCAACCUCAGCAUGGUGUCCUGGACCAAAGUGCCAGACAAGAAUCCAGUAGCUGUUUUCCAUCCAGAGUAUGGAGUGGCCUUCGCUCACCAUUACAGGGAGAGGAUAGAGUUUCUGAGGACAACGCCUAUGGAUGGAAGUAUUUCCAUGAGGAACGUCACUCAUCAGGAUAUCGGGCUUUACCACUGCUCUGUUCAGACCUUCCCACAAGGCCCCUGGACCAGGAACAUUCAGGUGGAGGAUUUAGAUGAGCCCCCUGAGGAAGAAGAUAUCACAGAGCCCCCCAACACAGAGCUGACUGUGGCAGACAUAGAAUUGGUGGCAGAGCAGAACAACAACCUGACCCUCAGCUGUAACCAUGAGCGCAAUACUACCGUUUACCAAGUCAUUUUGGAGAAGAUGCUGCACGGCCAAUCCGCAGACAUCAUUGGUGUGUGUAAGAAGGUGGAGGGGGGCCUGGUGCAUGAGGACUACAGCGACAGGGGAAGGGUCAGUUGUGCCCACAGCCUGGAUGUCAGUCUGCACCUGACAGGUGUGGUGCUGGAUGAUGGUGGUUUCUAUCGCUGUACCUUCAGCACAGAUGCAGGGGUGCAGACCACCACUGUGCUGCUCACAGUGUUCACUUCAGGUGGAUUCCUCCUAUCCGUGUACAUGAUAUGUAUUUACAUCGGGGCUGGAACUGCUGGGCUUUUUCUAUUCAUAGUCAUCUUCAUACUGGCAUUAAGGCACAGGAUGAAGAACAGGAGAGAGGAGUAUAGAGUCAAACUGCACCCAUCUCAGAGACAGCCAAACUUCUACGAGAAUAUCCCUGUGUGUCCAAGGACCGCAAAGAAGUCCAGGCAGAUAAGAGCUUGCCCUGUGUAUGCCAACCUACAGACUGUGCGAUCACACAAAACCAGAUGUCAGCCUCACGAUAAAUGAGCAUACAUAAAUAUGAUGUAGUGCAUAAUGUGAAUGCAUAGUUUUUAUCUGUCACAGAUGUCAGUGUGCUCUCAGGUUUUUACAACAAAUCAUAUAUAUGAACAAAAAUAAUGGUAUAUUGACAAGUGCUGAGUACAAUUUAUUUGAGGAUUUUAAUAAGAUGCAGGGAUCACAGUGACACUGAUUACCAUUCAUAUUAUAGUUUGGAAUGCAUUAACAAGCUGCUGCUCAUGUAAUUCUCAGACAGGGUUGGGUCCAGCCCUUAAUUAGAUGUAGUAUGUACUACAUGAUUACUAUUGAGAAAAUAUGUAUUUUAGGCAAAACAAUAUUUGACAGUAACCAUCGUGCAGAAAGAGCAGACAAAAGCCUGUAUAAUCAUUCUUUUCACUUCCCUAACCACUGAGUACAACAACUGACAAAAGCCUGUAAUUGCUCUCCUUUUACUUUCGUCCCUCCUGGUUUCCAUUCAGAGGUUGACAAUAGUGUCUAAUCAUCUAACAGAAAAGAAAAGCAGUCACUCAGCACUGUACCAUCAUUUGAGACUGUGGCUUUCCCCAUAGGGCUUUCUGUCUAGCAUGGCUGCAUUCUAGUUACAACACGCUCUUAUUAUGAAAGAUAAACUCUAAUUAGCUCACUCAGUGCUUCAGUUCAUAGCUCGUUAUACUUUGUCUGGGUCCUGUUUUUUUUCUGCUUUAUGAAAUGUGAUAAAAAACAAACUAUUUUUUAUGAUAAGCUGUCACAAGUUUUCCAAGUUGUAUUUAUUAUUUUUAUGAUUUUUAAUCUUGCCUGUAUGCUAUUGUAAAUCUGUAUUCAAGGUUUAUGGUAGUACUAUUAAACUGUGUGUUGUUUAUGUGUAAUCUGAUUCAUUUAUCUCCAUAGAAAUGGAGGCAGUGGCCGAGGCAUUAAUGGAUAUGUGGGCUAUUCCACUAGGAAACAAGACAAAGGUGGAAAAGGUAGAAAUGUGGGACAUAAAGGGACAAUAUAGUUUUGGAAUCACGUUUUUGCCUUCAUUCUCUCAUCUUGCUGUUCCUGACAAAACAGUAGAAGCUGCAAGUGUACAUUUGACUGUGAUAACUGAAACUGUUGUGUGUGACUGUAAAUGACUCCCUAUAAUAUAAAAAAAAAAAAAAAGUUUCAUAACCACUACCUCACCUCUUUCCUUUGAUGUGGGAAUGUGACAAAUGGAAACUAAACUGAACUCUACAUUGUUUAUUGAAAACUGUCUAGGAAACCAAACCAUUUAUUGUAAAAUGGAAAAUAACUGUGUCUGAGU